Messenger RNA from Poecile atricapillus (Black-capped chickadee), 4697 nucleotides. Its product is annotated as keratin-associated protein 10-8-like. The record is from RefSeq and is a predicted model, not a curated record. The transcript is spliced from 2 exons. The coding region runs from base 2478 to 3611 and encodes 377 amino acids. Lineage: Eukaryota; Metazoa; Chordata; Aves; Passeriformes; Paridae.
AGGAGCUGCUGGCACUGGGCUUUGCCUCGGGGGUGGAUCCUGAAUCCUCCCAGAGAUCCCACAGCAGCCUCUCCUUUCCCACUUGUUUUUUUCCAGCAGCUUGCUUAGCGUUUUUCACUAAGUCAAACGGAAGGUAAUUGAGAUAUUAAGGGUAUUUAUAUCCAGAAGUUUUUGUGGGAGGUGUUUGUGCUUUAACAUUCCAUAUUGUGACUGUUCUGCACCAUUCACUAGAAUCAUUCAUAUUAUCAGAGCCAACACAGUCAGAGCUAAAAAUAUGCCUGGGAUGGAGAGAAAAGUUUGGCAAAUUGCAUAAUGUUCUGUCUGUUUAGUGUAUCAAAGUGGCAAUAUGGCCUCACAAGUUUGCCAGAGUGAAACAUUUCUGUCUGAUCUGAUGAAAUUAAGGCUGAAAAGACAAGGUUAGAGAUGGAACAACCUGCCUGAUUUGUGUUUUCUUGUGAACUUUCUUGUUAGCUUUCAAGCAAAGUUGAAUGUGGUGGAAUGCUUGAACAUGUUUUUUCUUGCACCACACAUCAUUUUCCUUGUAUUUUUCCAGGUUUAUGUUGUGCAGUAAUUUUGUGCUGUAGAAGAGGGGAACAGGGAAUUUGGGAUUGUUGAAGUGAUUGGAUCUUAUUCACGUGUCUGUUUCCUGGUUUUGAUAUGAAGGCAAUACCUUUAGCCUGCUUUGGCACAGUUUAAUAUUUUUGGUCCUGUAUAAUUUCAAAAUCAGAUCUCCCAAAUACUUUCUGUGUUGUAAACAAAUUAAUGAUUUUUACAUUUUCUGUGGGAUCAGCGAUUUAUAUUUCAUGUUUAUUUAUUCCCUUGCUUUUUUUUAUUGGGAAUAUUUAUCCAGGCUUUUAUAAACUGUAAUCAUUGCCUUAUAAUAAUAAUUUCUUCUAAAAAGGCUGAGGAGGAGAUGGCAGGUGAGGGCCCAUCUGUGUACUUCUGUUUAUUAAAGUGCUUAGAAUGUGUCCCUGGAGCAGAAUAGUCUCUGUGUGGUGGAAUUGAAAUAAUUGAUGUUGUCACUAAGUGCAAUAACAUCUAAUUUGCUGUAAGUCAGAGGUCUCCUGCUGUUUUAUCAGUGGGUCAAAACCACAGAGCUUCAGUGCUAGGUGUUGGAACUCUUGAAAACCCCCAGAAAUGAAAGGGUAAUGCUGUUACAGCAAGCAGUAUUUCCCAAAUUCCUUCCAGCUCCAGUUUGGUGAGUCGUAGAUCAGAGUGACAUUUGUUUUCAAUAAAACACUGAGCUGACUGAGAGCGCUGCAGUUCCUUCCAGUGAGCUCCAGGCUCUCCAUAAAACCCUCCGGUCGUAACUUUUUAUGUCCCAUCCCUCAAUAAAACAGAGCCACCUCGGGGUAAAACCUGACAAACACCAAGUGAGACACGAGAGCCCUGCAGGGGAGAGCUGGGGGCUGGGGGUGGCCAGGGCAGGCAGACAAAAAUAAACACCCUUGGGUUUGGGUGAUGAGCUGUGCCCAGGGCAGGGGUAAAACCCACACCCGAGCACAGAGCCACUGCCAUGGCUACAGGGAGCCAUGGUUAAAUCCUGGUUAAUUCUCCUUGGGUGUGAGAUGGGCUUUAGAAACCAUUUAUUCCAUUUCUGAGACUUACCCUCGUGCUCAGAACAGUUCAGUGUCUUCAGCUUCACGAAGGGAAACUCCAUCUCUGAGGGGUCUCCAGGACCUGGUGGUUCAGUUGGACAUAACUACAGUUACUGAUUUCUUUAUGGGAUUAAUUAGACUUUCUUUAGCCUCAUGUAUCUGCUCAAGCAUCUGAGCAACAUCAGUCCUUCAUGCAUUUAUCCUUGUGCCAGCCCUGUCCAGUGUGUUCCUGUGUAUUUACUGCUAUUUACAGGGAGUAACAACAUCCAGUAGCUCGUAGUCUGUGGUGGGAAAGAGGAUUAAAUUCUCUUCUUAUGUCUUAAACUGCCAUACUAGUCAUUUACUCAGUCUUCUCCUAAAAAUGGGAUAUUUAUUGAAUAUUCCACUUUUAUGUCUGUACUCCUAGAAUUUAUUUAUUUUUUAUGGAGGUAUGUCUAUACUAGCUGGCAAUUUUAUAUAUGUUAUACGUGUUUUUAUACACACACACAUGAAACUUGAUUCAAGCUGUUGAAAAGUUUGGCAGCUGAAUAAAUCUUAGGCUUUAGGCCAUUAUUUAGUACUUGGAAAGGGUUUAAACCUGUGAUUUUGCAGUAUUGUAUAACUGUUUCCCCAGUUUGUGAUUGAAAACAUGCCCUGCUGGAACUGGCACUGGUUCUGUCUCAGCUUUCGUCCCCUGGGUAUGACACAGGGUGCCCAAAAUUACAGUGAGCAGAGUGACGAUGCACAGUUGUGUUCAUGGAGUAGCAGAUGCCAUUUCAUUGCUGUCCAGCUUGAGGCAGAGUUCCUGGAAGUCCUGGGCCCCGGGGUUUUGCCUCUGGUUCCUUGCUCGUCACUGGAGCUCCUUGCAGGGAGGAGUGAGGUCACGCGUUCGUGCUGCUGAUGUCCCGUGCUGUGCAGGGUGCCUGUGCUGCUGCCUUUGAACAGCAAAACAAGUGCUGGCACUUCUGUGAGCACUGUUUUGGCAGUUCCCUUUUUCCCCACAUUUUUUCCCCGACAUUCUUUUGUAACUCCUUGUGUGGAGUCGGUGCCAUCUGGUUUUCAGAACAGCAGCAUCUUGUUUCCUGGGGUUUGGUGCUGUGCAGCUCUGCUGAACCCAGUGACUGGGAGCUGUGCAAACCCUGCCGUGCUUCCCUCGCCCAUGUGUCCAUCCUGUGUCCAUCCUGUGUCCAUCCUGUGUCCAUCCUGUGUCCAUCCUGUGCCCAUCCUGUGUCCCUCCUGUGCCCAUCCUGUGCCCAUCCUGUGCCCAUCCUGUGUCCAUCCUAUGCCCAUCCUAUGCCCAUCCUAUUAUAUCCAUCCUGUGUCCAUCCUGUGUCCAUCCUGUGUCCCUCCUGUGUCCAUCCUGUGUCCAUCCUGUGUCCAUCCUGUGUCCAUCCUGUGCCCAUCCUGUGUCCAUCCUGUGUCCAUCCUGUGUCCAUCCUGUGUCCAUCCUCUGUCCAUCCUGUGUCCAUCCUGUGUCCCUCCUGUGUCCAUCCUGUGUCCCUCCUGUGUCCCUCCUGUGUCCAUCCUGUGUCCAUCCUGUGCCCAUCCUAUGCCCAUCCUAUUAUAUCCAUCCUGUGUCCCUCCUGUGUCCAUCCUGUGUCCAUCCUGUGUCCAUCCUGUGCCCAUCCUGUGUCCAUCCUGUGUCCAUCCUGUGCCCAUCCUGUGUCCAUCCUGUGUCCAUCCUGUGUCCAUCCUGUGCCCAUCCUGUGCCCAUCCUGUGUCCAUCCUGUGCCCAUCCUGUGUCCAUCCUCUGUCCAUCCUGUAUCCAUCCCAUGUCCAUCCUGUGUCCAUCCUGUGUCCAUGCUAUUAUAUCCAUCCUGUGUCCAUCCUGUGUCCAUCCUGUGUCCAUCCUGUGUCCCUCCUGUGUCCAUCCUGUGUCCAUCCUGUGUCCCUCCUGUGUCCAUGCUAUUAUAUCCAUCCUGUGUCCCUCCUGUGUCCCUCCUGUGUCCAUCCUGUGUCCAUCCUGUGUCCAUGCCCAUGCCCAUGCCCCAGGUGCUGCCAGGCCUGGGCUGGGACACAGGGUGGGUGUUUUAGGGGCUGAGGAGGGGGCUAGGGUGGAGCAGGCUGUUCAGUGGCAGUUCAGCUGAGAAGGCAGAUGUGUGGUGUGUUUCCAUGAGCUGAGUGUAGCAGCCCAGGAGGUGUUACACUGCUUUGUGUGUGGGGCUGGUGAGUGCCCUGUGCAGAGGGGGGAUCCUGAGCAGGCAGAGCCCUGAGCCCUGCCCUUGUCCUCAUCUGUGUCCCCAGAACAGCUCCUGUGCCAGCUGAGAUCAUCUGAUGUGCCCUGGCCAGGAUGGGCCUGGCUGGGAGCCGUUCCCAGAGCUGUGCCAGCACUGGGACGAGGUGGAUCAGGCUCCCUGUGCCCUGACACGGGGCACAGAGCUGCCCUGGCUGAGCACGGGGCUGGGGCUGAUCCCCUGUCCUGGGAACUCCAGCUUGUGUGGCCUCAGCACUGCCCCAAAGCUCUGUGUCUUCUCUGGAUCCUCGGCCGUGUGGACGGGGUUCUGUUCCCAGCAGGCAGAAACAAACGACAGGCUGACCCCUUUCAUAAUGUUUAUUUUAACCUUCUGCCCAGAAACGGGCACAGUUUUACAUGAGGAAAGCUGCUGAGCCCUGGCAGAGAAUGGGUUUAAAUAACUUAAUUUAAAAUAUGUGAGAUGCCCUCUGGUGCAGCCCAGAGGGGCUGGGACAGCGUUUGCCACCCGGCCAAGUGGUGGCUUUGUGUCAAGUGCCCUGAAAACAUCCCACAGCCCAGCAUUGCCCUUACUGCUGUUUCAUGCAGCAUUACCCCGUGUGCACUUUGCUGCUCCUUGGUGCAGGAAUCCAGAGGUGAGGCCGGGGUGUCAGUGCUGCUGUCAGUGCCCACAGCUGGAGCUGUAGGUAGCAGAGCUUGCUGCUGAGAGCAGAGCUUGCUGCUGAGCCCUUGGUGCAGACCCUUUGUGAAGGCACUGGGGCUCAGGAUGGCUCAGUGCUCAUCCCCAGGGCCAGAGUUUGUCUGUGGCACCAGGCAGUGAGAUCCUCAGCUGUGCCACGGCUCACAUACAGCUCCUCAUCUGCAGCACAGAAAAACACAUCCACAACGUGCAGAUAGCCAGACACUUCACUCACUCCUGUGCUUUUAUU